Larimichthys crocea (large yellow croaker) is the source of this 611-nucleotide messenger RNA. It is a transcript of the gene trappc1, whose product is annotated as trafficking protein particle complex subunit 1. The record is from RefSeq and is a predicted model, not a curated record. NCBI's taxonomy places the organism in Eukaryota, Metazoa, Chordata, Actinopteri, Sciaenidae. The transcript has 3 exons. Gene Ontology annotation, biological process: endoplasmic reticulum to Golgi vesicle-mediated transport. Gene Ontology annotation, cellular component: TRAPP complex. The coding region runs from base 53 to 379 and encodes 108 amino acids.
AACUAACUGUCUGUCUGUCUGUCUGUCUGUCUGUCUGCAGGAGUUUAAGUUGAUGUACGGCAUGUUGUUCUCCAUCCGCUCAUUCGUCAGUAAGAUGUCUCCUCUGGACAUGAAGGAGGGCUUCCUGUCCUUUCAGACCAGCAGGUAUCGUCUUCAUUACUAUGAGACUCCGAGUGGACUGAGGUUUGUCCUCAACACAGACCUGUCUGUCUGCAACGCCAGAGAGACACUGCAGCACAUCUACAGCAACUUGUAUGUUGAGUACAUAGUGAAGAACCCGGUGUGUGUUCCCUCUCAGAGUUUGGACAGCGAGUUGUUCAGCAGCAGACUGGACGCCUUCAUCAGAGCUCUGCCCUACUACAGCCCACGAGCUGCUUAACACACACACACUGUACACACACACACUGUACACACACUGUACACACACACACACACUGUACACACACACUGUACACACACACACUGACACACACACACACACACUGUACACACACACACACUGUACACACACACACACUGUACACACACACACUGUACACACACAAACUUCUUGUGUUUCUGAAGUUCGAUCUUGUUUCUGUCUCGUGUUGAAUUAAACGUCUGAACAUGAA